AUGGUCAGAAUAACCGAUUUCAAAAAGACAUUCACUUGUCCAAAAUGUCAAUCCCAAAACGAUAACGCCACCAUCAAACAAGCAGAAAAUUAUGUAGUCACAAGAGAAUGCUCCUCAUGCUCUCAUCAGCAAACUCUUUUCAUUCCAGCAACUUCAGGUUUAAUUCCAUUAGAAAGGUCAACCAAAGCUUGUACUGCCACAUGUUCCUGCACACAAUUCAGACCUACCCAUAAUGAUGGAAUUACUUGUGAGUGUGGACAUUUGGGAAGUUAUCAUGGACAUUCCUAUGGUUUGGGUAGAGAUUUAGUGAUGAAGAGUUCACUCAUUGAUAAUGGAAUUCUUUCUUUUGAUGUGGAUAGUUGUGCUGAUAUGGUGGAGGAUAAUCAAUAA
This is a messenger RNA of Naegleria gruberi, 390 nucleotides long. RefSeq lists its product as uncharacterized. The transcript has a single exon. The record is from RefSeq and is a predicted model, not a curated record. Bases 1 to 390 code for a protein of 129 amino acids. Lineage: Eukaryota; Heterolobosea; Eutetramitea; Acrasida; Naegleriidae.